This is a messenger RNA of Hipposideros armiger (great roundleaf bat), 2583 nucleotides long. RefSeq names its product tumor necrosis factor receptor superfamily member 23-like. Gene Ontology annotation, cellular component: plasma membrane; cell surface. Gene Ontology annotation, molecular function: protein binding. The record is from RefSeq and is a predicted model, not a curated record. NCBI's taxonomy places the organism in Eukaryota, Metazoa, Chordata, Mammalia, Chiroptera, Hipposideridae. The coding region runs from base 1491 to 2219 and encodes 242 amino acids. Gene Ontology annotation, biological process: positive regulation of apoptotic process; TRAIL-activated apoptotic signaling pathway. The transcript has 8 exons.
GGGUGGUUGGUGUUGCAGCAACUUGGUGGGUGGCUCCAGCUCCUCCUGGCUGAUGCCACUGUGCCAGGAGAUGUGAUUGGCGGGGCGGCGGCGUGAUGGUUUCCCACCGCGGACACGGUGCGUGGAGGCGUCUGGCGGCAGCUGCCCCCACACAAGCUUUGCUGUCUGUUUGCAGGGGUUGUGUGGCCUUGCGGGGUGGUUUUCCUGCUUCUGUGCUGGGUAGGUAAACAGAUGGGGGAGGAAGAGAGGCCCCCGUCCCCUCCCUGUUGGAGCAGUCAGGCCGUGUGUCCAGCAUGGUGACCCGGUGAUGUCGUGGCGUCAGGCAGCUCACUGCAGAGGGCUCCGAUGUCAGGUGUCUGCCCUGUGCCCAGGAAGACGAGCUGCACCGAGGAGAGCGAGGGGGCGGGCUCGCACCUUGCCACUCACAGCUGACUCCGUGCUUGCCGAGUGUGGGAGCAACAGCGCUGAUCCUGUCUCCAUGGUUCUGUGGAAGUAAAAUAACGGACGGGCAGCGCCGAGACGUGGCUCAGAUCGGGGCGUAGGGACCAGGUUCCUUCCGCACCACAGGGCCUGGCGCAACCCCACUCGGCCCUGCCUCCAGCUUUGGAGGGGCUGGGUCUGUGCCCCUACUGCUUGGACUGGGGGCAGCGCCCAGUCCCCAGCCCCCUACGCUAGAGACGAGCAGAGCCAGACACUAGUUACCGUGUGAGAAGAGGCUUUAUUCAGUGACGCUACCACCGGGAGGAGCUGAGCUCCCUGAGAUGUGUGCAGAGGGCUGCUGAGUGUCCGGCCCGGUGGCCACCGCCUGUUGUGUCUCCUGCAGACAGCAGCCGGGCCCAUCCUCUCUGAGGAUUCCAGUUCUGGGGUGGAGGGGACACGCGUCACAGUUGUCAGCUGUCUUCAGUAGUGACGCGAAGAAAGGGGGGCAGGUCCUGUGGUCAUGUGCCAACAGGACAGUCAGUGGUCCCUGCGGGUGGAGCUUUCUCAGGCAGGUGCUGCCAGGGGCUGCGGUCCUAGGAGCCACGCCAGCGUUGGGUCACCUCUCAGGACAGGGGCCUGGACAGCAUCUGUAGGACGAACACCUCUGUGGUUCUCGCCUUCCUUUGCCAGGGACUGGUCAGCACCACCGGGACUGGUCAGCACCACCCUCCCAGCGCCCAGCCGAGGGGCCACUUCUGCAGAAAAUCUCCCGACUACAAGUCCAUCCUGAGCAUUAGUGACGAGGCCGCCAGGGUGCAGGCCCUGAACGAGCACCUGAGCACGCGUAGCUAUGUCCAGGGCUACUCCCUGUCCCAAGCAGACGUGGACGUGUUCAGGCGGCUCUCGGCCCCUCCCGCGGACACGCGGCUCUUCCACGUGGCUCGGUGGUUCAGGCACAUAGAAGCCGUGCUGGGCGGCGUCCCCGGCUGCGGUGAGCCCCGUGGGCUCCAGACAACACUGCUCUGUCGAAGGAAAGGCGGAAGACCAAGGGUGAGCUGCUCUGGGAUUGGAUGGGGUGCCUGCCCAUCUCUGACGUCAUGGCCGGCUUCCUGGCGCUGCACGCUUUCGCGUGUAGUUUUGGAAGUCCUCCCGUGAAAUUCUUCCGGUGGGUGUUGCGCUUCAUUCAUCCGGCGACCAUGGUCCUGCGAGCGGCUCUCGCGCUGCCGCUGCUGCUUUGGGCUCAGCUGACGGUGACCAACUCAACCGACUUGAUUUCCAAGCAGGGCCAGGGACCCCACAGCCUGACGACUCAGUGCGUGACUGGCGAGUACUGGACCGGCAGGCACUGCUGCAAGUGCUGCCCCGCCGGCGAGUAUGUCCAUGAACCGUGCUGGAGCCCGCACACCCAAGGCAAGUGCGUGAAGUGUGACAGAGGGAUGUUCACAGCGUUCCCCAACGGCCUGGAUUCCUGUUUCCCGUGUGCCACCUGUUCCCAAGACCAAGAAGUGUUGGGGGAGUGUAAUUCGACCAGUGACCAGAUAUACCGGUGUAAAACAGGCCAAUUCUACCAGCUCCCGGAACUGCAUGAAUUCUGCAGAUGGUGCAGCAGGUGUCCCCAAGGGCAUGUCGUCCUACAUAAAUGCAACUCUACGGCUGACACAGUGUGCGGCGUGCCUGACCCGGAGCACAGAUCCAGAUCCCGGCUAUCCUUCCUCGGGGCCAUCUGUCUCGUAGUUGGCAUGGGUAUAGCCUUUUUCUGGUACACGUGCCAUCAUCCCUGUAAAGGUAUGUACCAUUGAGUUAGAGCCAUUAGAUGGGGUGAGUGACGGCCCGGGCUGCAGGCAAGUCCUGGGACCCCUGAGUUAGGACAGGGCUGGGCCUUUCCUCGUCAGCACUUGGUUGUCAUCAGCUGAGGCUCCUCUUACCCCACGGAGUGGCCGAAAAGGGGGGACACUCGCCUGGAAGUGACCACACUGCAGUCACGGCAGAGCCCCAGGCUGAGGCUGAGGGACUGGCACGGCUGGAUUACGGGAUCCCUAACGCAUCCGUUAAUGGGGUGCCAGCUCCAUCUCAGAGGCAGACCUGGGCUGGGGCAGGGUGUGUCCGGCAGGCGCAGUGGGGAGGAGCCGGGAGCUGCUGGGACUAAAUGGCAGCUGGGUGCUC